Glossina fuscipes is the source of this 2175-nucleotide messenger RNA. RefSeq names its product catalase. The record is from RefSeq and is a predicted model, not a curated record. Lineage: Eukaryota; Metazoa; Arthropoda; Insecta; Diptera; Glossinidae. Gene Ontology annotation, molecular function: heme binding; catalase activity. Gene Ontology annotation, cellular component: cytoplasm; peroxisome; mitochondrion. Gene Ontology annotation, biological process: response to hydrogen peroxide; hydrogen peroxide catabolic process.
UUGUACGAUUUUAGUAUUUGUGCUUUUGUUUGACCGGGUUCGUAGUCCAACUGAAAUAAACUGAACAUAUAUAUAAAAGGAAAAAUUCUGAUUGUCAAAGGAAAACAAGGAAUUAUAAAGAAAACAAUUUUGAAGUGAUUGCUCGCUUUUUUUAAACUGAAUUUUUUCUUUUCAUUCUGUAUUCUCGCUGAGAUUAUUGAACUUAAAAAAGUAAGAAACGUUAGUAAAUAUGUCGCGAGAUAGUGCAACAAACCAAUUGAUUGAUUACAGAAACAAUUUGACGGUUUCUCCGGGUGCUAUUACCACUGGUUCUGGAAAUCCGGUUGGCAUUAAAGAUGCUUCGAUGACGGUAGGACCGAAAGGUCCGUUGCUUUUGCAAGAUGUUCAGUUUUUGGAUGAGAUGGCCCAUUUUGACCGUGAACAUCCUGAGCGUGUUGUUCAUGCUAAGGGUGGCGGCGCGUUUGGAUAUUUUGAAGUCACUCACGACAUUACCAAAUAUUGCGCAGCUUCACUUUUUGAAAAAGUUAAAAAACGUACUCCUAUUGCGAUACGCUUUUCUACGGUGGGUGGUGAAAGUGGCUCUGCCGAUACCGUUCGUGAUCCUCGUGGUUUUGCUAUGAAGUUUUAUACCGAGGACGGCAUUUGGGAUCUAGUGGGCAAUAAUACUCCGAUUUUCUUUAUACGCGAUCCAGUUCUCUUUCCCAGUUUCAUACAUACUCAGAAACGUAAUCCCCAAACUCAUUUAAAGGAUGCAGAUAUGUUUUGGGAUUUUCUUACUUUGCGACCGGAAUCUACGCAUCAGGUGUGCUUUUUGUUCAGCGAUCGUGGCAUACCGGACGGUUUUCGUCACAUGCAUGGCUAUGGAGCGCAUACUUUCAAGAUGAUUAAUGGGAAGGGUGAACCUAUUUAUUGUAAAUUUCAUGUCAGAACUGAGCAAGGCAUUCAAAAUUUGGAUGUAAAACGUGCUGAAGCAUUGACAGCAACUGAUCCCGAUUAUUCUAUACGGGAUUUAUAUAAUUCCAUUAAGAACGGAAAUUAUCCGAGUUGGAUUAUGUCUAUACAGGUGAUGACUUUUGAUCAGGCUAAGAAAUUCAAGUACAAUCCUUUCGAUGUCACCAAAGUUUGGUCACAUCGUGAUUUCCCCUUGAUUCAGGUGGGUAAGUUGAUACUCGACCGUAAUCCUACCAAUUAUUUCGCAGAAAUAGAGCAACUUGCUUUUAGUCCGGCCCAUUUAGUGCCUGGCAUUGAACCUUCGCCAGAUAAAAUGUUACAGGGACGUCUGUUUUCUUAUUCCGAUACCCACCGUCAUCGUCUUGGACCCAAUUAUUUGCAAAUACCCGUUAAUUGCCCAUAUCGUGUAGCAGUUAAAAACUAUCAACGAGAUGGUGCCAUGACUGUUACUGAUAAUCAAGGCGGUGCUCCCAACUAUUAUCCUAACUCAUUUUCUGGUCCAGAGACCGACGCUCGAGCACGCAGCCUACAAUCUUGCUGCCCAGUCUCUGGUGACGUUUAUCGUUUUAGCAGCGGUGAUACUGAAGAUAAUUUCAGUCAAGUUACUGAUUUUUGGGUUCAGGUUUUGGAUGAAUGUGCACGCAAACGUUUGGUUAACAACAUUGCAAAUCAUCUCAGUAAUGCCAGUCAGUUUAUACAAGAGCGUGCUGUUAAAAACUUUACCAUGGUUCAUGCUGAUUUUGGCCGCGCUCUAACGGAGGCGCUAAGCUUGGUCAAAUCGUCAAAAAUGUAAAUGAAUCUUCGAUGCCCAACAAUUAAAAAAUCUUAAAAAAACAAAUAUGUGUGUAUGUGUGUGCGUAUGCAGUUUGCUGUUCAAUUUUCCUUUCCUGAAAUAAUUUCUUCGGUUAUAAGAACUUUUGCUGGGUUAUGGUUUUUUUUUUUUUGCUCCACCUUCUGUGUGGGUGAUAUUAUAAUAGAUGUUGCGUGCUGAAAAAAAUUGAGACGAAACUUUACGUUUCUUUUCAGAUUUUCUUAUUUUUUAUAUAGUUCUUGCUUUCAAUGUUCGCAUUAGCGGCAAUUUAUUGACUUCAUUAACAAUUUCUGAAAAAAUAUUUAUAUAUGCAUAUAUAUAAACACGUAUAUGUGUAGAUAAGUACACGUAAUUCUUUUUUCAAUAUUCUUUUUUUUUUUUUGGUUUUUAUAUAUAUCAAGUUAUUACAUUUU